AUGUUUCCCAAGGUCACUCUCCUCUCCCUCGCUCUCGCUGCUGUUGUCUACGGCCAACAAGUUGGGACUCUAACAGCUGAGAAUCAUCCCCAACUCCAAGUUCAGCAAUGUACAUCAGGUGGCAGCUGUACAACUCAGUCUAGGUCGAUUACACUCGAUUCCAACUGGCGUUGGACACAUGAGGUUUCGAGUUCCACCAACUGCUACACCGGCAAUGAGUGGGACACGUCUAUCUGCCCCGAUCCCACGACCUGUGCAACCAACUGCGCUUUGGACGGUGCCGAUUACUCUGGCACGUAUGGUAUUACGACCAGUGGUAACGCGCUUACCUUGAAGUUCGUCACCCACGGACCGUACUCUACCAAUAUUGGCUCCCGCGUGUACUUGCUUGACUCCAGCGGCAGCAAGUACCAACUCUUCAACUUGAAGAACCAGGAAUUCACUUUCGACGUCGACAUGUCGAACCUCCCUUGCGGUCUCAACGGUGCUUUGUACUUCAUCCAGAUGGACGCCGAUGGUGGAAUGGCCAGGUUUCCUACCAACAAGGCUGGUGCCAAGUACGGGACUGGCUAUUGCGAUACGCAGUGUCCGCAAGACAUCAAGUUCAUCAACGGACAGGCCAAUGUUCUGAACUGGGUGCCUUCUGAUACCGACGUUAAUGCUGGGACAGGUGAAUACGGCACUUGCUGCAGUGAGAUGGAUAUCUGGGAAGCCAACUCUCAAGCCGCUGCCGUCACUCCUCACGUCUGCUCGGGGAUUACUGGUCAGACGAGGUGCUCGGGCACCCAGUGUGGAGAUGGUGAUGAGAGGUACGACGGAUUUUGUGACAAGGAUGGUUGCGACUUCAACUCGUGGCGUAUGGGCGAUCAGACAUUUCUUGGUCCCGGCAAGACCGUCAACACCAACUCCAAAUUCACCGUCGUCACCCAGUUCCUCACUUCCGACAACACCACCACCGGCACCCUCCACGAAAUUCGCCGUCUCUAUGUCCAGAACGGCAAAGUCAUCCAGAAUUCUAAGACCACCUUCCCCGGCAUCAGCGCGUAUGACUCUAUUACCGACAACUUCUGUAACGACCAGAAGGCGCUCUUCGGUGACACCAACUCUUUCGAAUCCAAGGGUGGACUUGCCGCUAUGGGCUCGGCAUUCGAGGCGGGCAUGGCUUUAGUCAUGAGUAUUUGGGAUGAUCACGCGGUCAACAUGCUCUGGCUUGACAGUGACUACCCCACCGACGCUCCUGCUUCCCAACCCGGUAUCUCUCGUGGACCAUGCGCUACGACUUCCGGACAGCCCUCCGUUGUCGAGUCGCAGUCUGGCGAUGCAUAUGUCACAUACUCCAAUAUCAAGUUCGGCCCCAUUGGCUCUACUUACGCGCAUUAA
This is a messenger RNA of Guyanagaster necrorhizus, 1380 nucleotides long. Its product is annotated as cellobiohydrolaseI. The transcript is spliced from 2 exons. Gene Ontology annotation, biological process: carbohydrate metabolic process. The record is from RefSeq and is a predicted model, not a curated record. Bases 1 to 1380 code for a protein of 459 amino acids. NCBI's taxonomy places the organism in Eukaryota, Fungi, Basidiomycota, Agaricomycetes, Agaricales, Physalacriaceae. Gene Ontology annotation, molecular function: hydrolase activity, hydrolyzing O-glycosyl compounds.